Molecule: messenger RNA, 1219 nt
Organism: Zingiber officinale
Lineage: Eukaryota; Viridiplantae; Streptophyta; Magnoliopsida; Zingiberales; Zingiberaceae
Product: protein Barley B recombinant-like
Exons: 2
Coding region: 154-996 (280 amino acids)
Biological process (GO): response to ethylene
Cellular component (GO): nucleus
Molecular function (GO): DNA-binding transcription factor activity; sequence-specific DNA binding
Source: RefSeq, a predicted model, not a curated record
CCUGCCAGGGAGAAAAGAACCCUAACAUCAUCUCUUUCUCAACAAAAAGGCAACAAUGCGGCGGAUGGGUUGAUACUUUUUUAAUCUGUAAAAGGAUCAUCGUUAGGGCUUUUCUGCUAGUUUUGGCUGUUCUAUCUUCUUCUACCUUACGUUAUGGAUGGGGAUGGAAUGGGGAUGCGUGGUUGGGCCUACUACGAGCAGACCUUGAAAGGCAACUUGGGGCUACAGCUCAUGUCCAUGGUCUCAACCGAGUGCGAAUCGACGAAGCUGCUUCUUCCGAAUGGAGUCUUCGUCCGCCAUGACUGUGAGACUCCUCCUCAGCCAUCAGUUCCAAUGGAUUUUGUGCGAAAUGGUUGGAUCAACCACAGAGACAACAAAAUGGUCCACAUGCUCCCCUUCAAUCAUGGUUACUCGAUCCUUUCUGAACCUCAUGGAGUCCAUUCACUGCCAAUGGUACAACAACCUGCGCCUCCGCCAGAGGAUGGAAAGGCGGUCGUAUUGAUUGAAAAUGAAUUGCAAAGUGUAAAGGAGGCACCUUUGAGAAAAAGAUCCCAAGUGCAGCCUCACCCUUGCAAGGCCCCUAGGAUUAAGAAGCCAAAGAAGGUUCCUUCACCAAAUGAUGAGUCUACUGGCCAUUCUGGUGAUCGAGCAAGGACUGCAAAGAAGAGUACUGAUAUCGUUAUAAAUGGAUUUGACCUGGACAUUUCAAGCAUACCUACGCCAGUGUGCUCUUGCACAGGCAGUCGGCGGCAAUGCUAUAAGUGGGGAGUUGGAGGGUGGCAAUCUGCUUGCUGCACUACUUAUAUUUCAAUGCACCCACUCCCUAUGAGCACAAAGAAGAGAGGGGCGCGAAUUGCUGGCAGGAAGAUGAGCCUCGGCGCAUUCAAGAAGGUCCUGGAGAAGCUCACUGGGGAAGGAUAUAGUUUGUCUAACCCAAUUGACUUGAAGAAUCAUUGGGCAAAACAUGGUACGAAUAAAUUUGUAACAAUCAGGUAAAAGUUGUACAAAUUUCAUUAGCUAUGUAGGUACCUGAGCUCUGCAUUGAGCCUUCUCUUACCUGUAUAUGAGCAUAUCGACUUUUGCAGAGGCUCUUUGAUAGUGUGUAGGGUUGAUGUGUCUUUACAUGCUUUCGGAAAUUAUAUCUUUAGUGGGCAGAAGUUUUGUAGUUUUCUGUUUAAUAUUUGCAACAUGUAGUUCUGAUGAACAAGCUGUUGUCAAA